This is a messenger RNA of Thalassophryne amazonica, 937 nucleotides long. RefSeq names its product myeloid leukemia factor 1 (gene mlf1). The transcript has 7 exons. Bases 116 to 919 code for a protein of 267 amino acids. The record is from RefSeq and is a predicted model, not a curated record. Gene Ontology annotation, cellular component: cytoplasm; nucleus. NCBI's taxonomy places the organism in Eukaryota, Metazoa, Chordata, Actinopteri, Batrachoidiformes, Batrachoididae. Gene Ontology annotation, biological process: regulation of DNA-templated transcription.
AGUAACAGAACACGGGCUCCGUGUUGACGAUUCACACGCCUGGAGGAUUACAAUUCAGUAUAUUUUUUUAUCUUACAAAUUUACCUCGGUUUUUUUUACGCUUUAUCUAAUCGACAUGUUCAACAGUUUAAUUAGAGAUUUUGAUGAGGAUCCGUUCUUCUCGGAUCCGUUCAGGGCCCACAGGGAUCAUAUGAGGCAGAUGAUGCGUAGCUUCUCAGAACCAUUUGGUGGUCACGACAGGCUGCGUUUAAUGGAUGUGAGGAGCCACGGACACAGUGUGGGUGAACAGCUCAGCUCCUUGGAACAAAGGGAUGCACACAGGGACAUGAUGUGGAACCCGUUCACCAUGGCUGACAACAUGAUGAACGACAUGAGGAGACGGAUGGAGGAAAAGCACAGAAGCUUUGAGAACAUAUCCACAGAGCCAAACUGCCACUCAUUCAGCUCCUCAUCAGUCAUGACUUAUUCAAAGGUUGGAGAUGACACCCCAAAGGUUUUCCACGCCACAUCUUCAACACGCCACGCCCCAGGAGGGAUCAAGGAGAUCCGGCGAGCAGUGAAAGACUCUGAGAGUGGUCUAGAGAAGAUGUCCAUUGGGCACCACAUCCAGGACAGAGGACACAUUAUGGAGAAGAAAUACAACAAAAAAACAGGAGAGAGAGAAUUCAACCAGGACUUCCAGAAUAUGGAUGAGUCUGAAGCACUGGCAUUCGACGAGGAGUGGAAGCACAAGGUGUCCAAGUUUCACCCGUCUGUCUCCGUGCCUCAUCUGGAGGAACGCAAACCCCGCGCUGUUCACCGGGCAGCGCUCACCAGCCCCGACGAGCCGACCCACAGAGGAAAACCAAAACGGUCUGACGGCGAAAAGGUCAUCAAGUUCAAGACUCCCGAUGUAAAAGAGUCAGGUGUGAAAAAGUAAUAAAAUGCUUUUUCUGUC